Molecule: messenger RNA, 1908 nt
Organism: Pyricularia pennisetigena
Lineage: Eukaryota; Fungi; Ascomycota; Sordariomycetes; Magnaporthales; Pyriculariaceae
Exons: 3
Coding region: 1-1908 (635 amino acids)
Molecular function (GO): long-chain fatty acid-CoA ligase activity; long-chain fatty acid transmembrane transporter activity
Source: RefSeq, a predicted model, not a curated record
AUGCCUGUCCCAUUGAGCAUCGCGGCACCGGCUGCCGUUGCUGGUCUCGCCUAUUUGAAUGCAAAGGCACAGAUAUGGUAUGACGGCAAGCUAGCUAGAUCGGUUCUGCCAUGCAUCAUCCGCAUGGCCUUGGCCGAGUACACUGGCCGGACCAGCUUGUUUUAUAUGCUCGAGGAGCGUGCUCAGGACAAAAACUCGGCCGGCCGUGUUUUUCUCCGCUUCGGCGACCAUGCCUAUACGUAUACCGAGGUCUAUACCAUCGCGCUGCGUUACGGCAACUGGAUUCAGAGGACAUAUGGCGUAAAACCCAACGAUGUUGUCGCUAUGGACUUUAUGAAUUCGGACAAAUUUGUUUUCAUGCUUUUUGGCCUCUGGUCCAUCGGCGCCAAGCCUGCCUUCAUCAAUUACAACCUGCGCGAGCGGGCUCUUCUUCACUGUGUCGCCGCCGCCAAAAGCAGGGUUUGCUUCAUCGACCCGGCCGUGGCCGACGCUUUGACGGAUUAUUUGCGGGAUGGCCUGCCGGAAACCAAGUUUGUCCUUUUUACACCCGAGAUUGAGGCUGAAAUCAUGGCCACCCAGCCGAUCCGGCCGCCCGAUGAUGUGCGCUAUGAGACGCAGCAACAUGCAAUGGCCAUCCUGAUCUAUACAUCCGGCACGACGGGGCUGCCAAAGGCUGCCGUGGUAUCGUGGGCAAAGAUGAUAGUCGCAGGCGGCUUCACUAGCAGAUUGCUGAACCUCAAGACGACGGAUGUGUACUACACGUGCAUGCCACUAUACCACUCCACAGCAACGCUCAUGGGUCUGGGUGCGGUCCUGACGGCUGGCGCGACCCUUGCCCUGGGCGUCAAGUUCUCGACCAAGAACUUUUGGAACGACGUGCGCCACUAUGACGCAACCAUAAUACAAUAUGUGGGCGAGACGUGUCGCUACCUGCUUUCGGCUCCCACCAUAACAGACCCCGCCACUGGCGAGAAUUUAGACAAGAAGCACCGCGUGCACACGGCGCAUGGAAACGGGCUGCGGCCGGACGUAUGGAACAAGUUCAAGGAGCGAUUCGGAGUAGGCACCAUUGUUGAGUUUUACGGCGCCACCGAGGGCAGCUUUGCCACAUAUAAUGUGUCGACCAAUGACUUUUCAGCGGGGGCCAUCGGGCGCAAUGGCUGGUUGUACAGCUUGAUUCUGAGCUACUCGAUUGCGUUUGUCGAGGUCGACUACAACACGGAUCUGCCGAAGCGGGACCCCAAGACGGGCUUCUGCAAGCGGACCAAGAGUGGCGAGCCAGGCGAGUUCAUAUUCAAGCUGCCAUCUGACGACCACAGUAGCCGGUUCCAAGGCUACUAUGGCAACAAGGAGGCGACCGAGGCCAAGAUCAUGCGCAACGUUUUCAAGAAGGGCGACGCAUGGCUGCGGACGGGCGACGUGAUCCGCGCGGACAACGAAGGGCGACUCUUCUUCCACGACCGCAUCGGAGACACGUUCCGAUGGAAGGGAGAGAACGUCAGCACACAAGAGGUCAGUUUGGUGCUCGGGCGACACGACUCUGUCAAGGAGGCCAACGUCUACGGCGUCGCGGUGCCGAACCACGACGGCCGGGCCGGCUGUGCUGCCCUCACGCUGUCCGACAAUCUGAGGGCUGGAGAGAAGCUGGGCGAGGAGCUGCUAAAGGGCUUGGCUACUCACUCGUCAGCGUCGCUUCCCAAGUUUGCGGUGCCGCAGUUCCUAAGAGUGGUGCGCGGCGAGAUGCAGUCAACGGGUACCAACAAACAACAGAAGCACGACCUGAGGGUGCAGGGUGUAGAGCCGGGCAAGGUAGGCGAAGAUGAGGUCUACUGGUUGCGGGGAGGUACAUAUGUACCAUUUGGAACAGAGGACUGGGAUGGGUUGAAGAAGGGUCUUGUGAAAUUGUGA